Molecule: messenger RNA, 2486 nt
Organism: Cuscuta epithymum
Lineage: Eukaryota; Viridiplantae; Streptophyta; Magnoliopsida; Solanales; Convolvulaceae
Source: the annotation of a GenBank genome assembly
GGCUUACUAAAUCAACCGAGUCACGAAGAUUGGCUUAAAUUUUGAAUACGACAUCGUAUGAUCUCAUUUCGAGUUGCAAUGGGUAUUGGGUUGGGUUGAAGUUGAGAGCUGCUCUCUCCCUCGCGUAAGAGGUUCUUCACGUCAAAACUCCAAUGUCCCCUUUUUCUUCCAUUAAUCUGCUUCUUUGAGCUUGGAUUUUGGCUGGCUCCUUUGGGGUGUUAACUCUGCAACUUUUAAGCUAUUUUUUGGGAUUUUUGGACUGGUUUUAGCUACGAACACAGUCGGCGUUACUGUUCACGACGCAAGGUCAACGCCCCUAUUUCGGUUUCCUCCUGUCCAAUCUCCUCCUGAUAGGUGUUAUUGGGCUCCCCUAGAUGUGUGGAUCAAGCAUAUACACUCUUUUCAACCAUCAAGAAGAGCCGAUUUCCUGAGUUCGCUGAUUGUUAACGAGUGCGAGGAAGUAGUCGACAGUGCGCAGCUUCAACACUCUUCUGCGGAACUGAUGGUAUUACGCAGCUUCCUAAACCUGGCCGAAGAGGAGGUAGCUCGACAUUGAUUUCUGCUUUACGAAGUACUGUUCAUCGUCACUUUUCUUACAUGGCGAGAAAGAAACAGGGGGGAGGUGAGGAAUCUUCCUCCAGAAUUACCAGGUCUGCAGCUAGUUUCAACGUGUUACAAGAUUUGGAUGAUGAUUUGGAUGAUUUCCCUAUCCUGAACUCUGGGAUUUUAGGAAAGAAGCAGGCAGUAGAUGCGCAACAGAGAAUUGGGUCAACUGGACCUGGGACUGUUGUGAAGGAUAUGCCAGUUCACCCUCCUGUGAAUAAAAAACAAAGUGUGAAGACUAUGGUAGUACCAGGGAGUUCUGUGAAGGUUGAUCUGCCGAAGGUCCUUACUGGAAACAUUGUGGUUCCAGUAGCUGCUGAUCCUGCUGUUACCAAAGUAAUUGCUGGGAAUCCUGAUAGUAACUUUGGGGCUAUUACUAUGAAUGAAAACACUAAGAAGCCAUGGAGUACACUCUUUAAGGAUAAUCGAGCCCCAUCUCAUGGGAUCAAACUGAAAUUUGUCCCUCCUAAGGGUAAUUUUCUGGACCUCUCUAACAGAGUUAUGCCUUCCAUGGUGGACAUGUGGGGGUACUGUCUUGUGGGCUGUUUCACGGGUCGCUUCCCCGGCCUAAAAGCGAUCCAUGAACUGAAAUUCAAGUGGGGUGUAAAAUGCCAAAUCAGGUCACAUGAUAAAGGUUGGGUGAUUUUUAAAUUCCAAACGGAUGCGGACAGAAUGAAAGUACUAAAUGAGGGACCUUACACCAUCUUCGGCAAGCUACUCAUGUUGAAGGUUUUAUCGGAAGACUUCACGUUUGACGAUGAAGAGUUCCUUAAAGUGCCGAUUUGGGUUAAAUUCCCACACCUACCGAUGAAACUAUGGAAUAAAGAUGCCAUGAGUGAAGUUGCCUCUAUGGUAGGGGUGCCACUUACUACCGACUUGAUCACCCAAGAGAGGAGCAAUCAUAACUUUGCUAGGGUGCUUAUUGAAGUUGAUGUGUCCAAACCGCCCCCACUUUCAUUUCCUAUCCGAUUACCUUCACAUAAGGUAAUCAAACAAUUGGUGGUUUAUGAAACUUUCCCAAAUUUCUGUUUCCAUUGCAAAGAAUAUGGGCAUAACCCGUUCAUUUGUAAAAAACUACAUGAGAAGGAAGUGAAGGAAAAAAAUGAUUUUGAAGAAAAAGAUGUUUAUGCCGCUACAUCCCAAGUGAUAGUGACCAAUGAAGAGAAAACUAAGGAAGUGAAGAUAGGUGAGUUAAAGAUGGGGGAAUUAAUUGAGAGUUUGGAAACUGUACUUAGGGAGGAGGAAGCCAGGACUGCAGUAUCUAUGACGGAACUUGAUGUGCCGGAUUCCCAAACGGAAAAUGCUACUGCCAAACCGGCUGCUACACUUCUGCCAACUUCCAUUUCAGGUGAGGAGAAAUCGAGUAAGAUGGAUGAGGUUCAUCUUGACUCGGAUACGGAUGAGAAGGGUGAUACUACUGAUUCUGAAAACCAGUAUCAGACUGAAGAGGAACCGGAUCAGGAACACCAUUUCAAGAAAACCACCAAAAAAAGUAGGCGGAGAAAGGGUGAGACAGAUGAGAAGUACAAAAGACGGCUUGGAAGAAUGAUUGGAAGAAAGAUAAAAUAGUUCUUGGAAGGGGAAACUAUAGAUUCCUUAGAUGGACUGGACUUUUAUUUAAUUAGUGAUUUGUGAAGUGGGGUUUGUCCCAUUAUCUUGAUGCAUUAUAUCUAGGUUAGUUUAUUCUAGCUUAGAUAGUCAUUUUGAUUUGGAUUGAUGCAUUGUAAAAUGCUAUUUUUUCGGUUUCUAAUAUACUUACAUAUUAUCGUCGAGUUGCAAUGGGUUCCCUAUGAAAAAUACACAAUUCUCGUUCACGACUCAAGUCCAAAUUAUGAAUAGAAAAAGACAUACAACUUUUUAGUGUUUUCAGGCUUACUAAAUCA